This is a messenger RNA of Pedinophyceae sp. YPF-701, 1386 nucleotides long. Lineage: Eukaryota; Viridiplantae; Chlorophyta; Pedinophyceae. The record is from the annotation of a GenBank genome assembly.
AUGGGCAUUGCAUACCCCUCCGAGGAGCAGGCCAUACGUGGCGUGAAGCCAGCGGCCUUCUCGGCGCGCCGCGACGAGCCCCGCACGUGGACGCGCGUGUCCCCCGCGGACCUCGCCGCCGCGGCGCGCCCCGCGGACGCCCUGGACGGCGUCGUGCGGCAGCGGUGCGCUCUCGUCCGUGUGCGGCACUCGCGCGUCGUCGUUCCGCACGAGGCGCUGCUGAAGGCGACCGGCAGCCGCCUGAGCUGCGCGGAGGCGCUCGCGGUGCCGUCGCGGCCCCGAGAGGGCGGCUGGCUGCGACGAUUUGAGGGAGAGGUGGGCGGGGCGCUGCGGGCGGCGGUGGGGCCGCAGCAGCCGAGCACGCUGCGAGGCCCCGGCGGGCUGGAAGUGGGCGUCGACUGCGAGGUCGAUUUGCCCGGGGAGGGCCCGCGGGGGCGGUGCGAGGGGGGUGUUUUGGUGUCCCUCGACUUGCUGGCGUGGACGCCGCGUGGCGCGGCGGCCUCGGACGCGGCGGCGCGGGCUAUCACAGCGGGCCUGGCGCGGCAGAUGGACGACGCGUGCUGCGCGCUCCUGCAGGCGACGGGGCACAAGCUCGUCGGGCUCGCCCAGCCACGUGGCGGCGCGCAGCAGCUGCCACGCGCGAUAGCGGCGCUGCACUUCGCGAUGCGAGAAGACGCCGCCGCGCCCUCCGUCGGCGUCGUCACGGGCGCGUUCUGGCUGCCCGGCCGCGCGGAGAGCCCCGACGAGGUCGCGGGCGCUCGUCUCCUCGUCCGCCGCGCCAUGGGGGGGAGCUACCUGUACUUGCACUACAACUGCGGGGGCGUCGACGACCGCGGCUGGGGCUGCGCGUACCGUUCGCUGCAGACGCUGUGGAGCUGGUACCUGCUCAACCACUACACGCGCCGGCCGGUCCCGACGCACCGCGAGAUCCAGAGGAUGCUCGUGCGGCUCGGGGACAAGCCGCCGGCGUUCGAGGGCUCCCGGGAGUGGAUCGGCGCCGUGGAGCUAUCGUACGUCUUGCAAGCAGAGCUCGGGGUGACGUGCAAGAUCCUGCACGCGGCGUCGGGGCGGGACGUGCCUGGGCUGGCGCGGGAGCUGUGCGCGCACUUCCGCGAGCACGGCACGCCGUGCAUGGUCGGCGGCGGCGUCCUGGCGUACACGCUCCUCGGGGCGCAGUGGGACAGCGCCACUCCACGGGGGGGGUCCCUGCUCGUUCUGGACCCGCACUGGGGCGCGGUCGACCCCGGGCGGCGCGGCGCGGCCGUGGCGGGCGGGUGGGUGGCGUGGCGACAGGGCGGGGACCGCUGCGCGGCGGGAAACGGGCCGUUGUUCGAACCGUCUUGCUUUUAUAACAUAUUGUGCCCGCAGCGGCCGAGCGGGCCGUGA